Molecule: messenger RNA, 3263 nt
Organism: Clupea harengus (Atlantic herring)
Lineage: Eukaryota; Metazoa; Chordata; Actinopteri; Clupeiformes; Clupeidae
Gene: kita
Product: KIT proto-oncogene, receptor tyrosine kinase a
Biological process (GO): multicellular organism development; positive regulation of receptor signaling pathway via JAK-STAT; protein phosphorylation
Cellular component (GO): signaling receptor complex; plasma membrane
Molecular function (GO): transmembrane receptor protein tyrosine kinase activity; ATP binding; growth factor binding
Source: RefSeq, a predicted model, not a curated record
GAUAUAAAACGGCCCUCGCCGUGAAGUUGUGUGCGCUGGCCCUUUAAGACAUCCGAGCGCCUCCGAGGGAGAGACGCUGCUGCCGACCAGCGCUCCACGGCAUUAACGAACACGUAGACUGCUAAGUGGACGUACGCAAAUACCACCUCGACACAUAGCCCAGAUGGAACAGUAACAAUGGAAUACCACUUGGUUGUGUUUACUGUCAUAUUGCAGUUAACCUUCCAUUCAGGGACCUCCAGCCUCACCAUCUCGCCGAACGGCCCGCAGCUGGUCGUCCGGCUGAAUAGCCCCCUGCGACUCCACUGCCAGGGGGACGGCGGGGCCGUGCAGUGGGUGCGGGUGGACCGGCCGGGCCGGAGGCUGCGGGGGGAGGAGAGGAAGGGCCGGAGCUCCACCAUCCUCAUCCCCCGCGCCCAGAUCACCCACAUGGGGCCCUACGCCUGCCAGGACGAGGCCUCUGGGGAGACCAGGUCCAUCUACGUCUUUGUUAAAGAUCCGGCCAACGCUUUCCGCAGGUCUAUGAUGUCCGCCUUGCUGGUGGCCGUGGGGCACAGCGUCACCUUCCCGUGCCUGGCCACCGAUCCAGACGUGUCGGAGGUGCGUCUGGAGACGUGCAGCGGGAGCCCACUGCCCAGCGGCAUGCACUACGAGGCCAGCCUGGAGAGGGGCGUCGUGCUGGAGAGCGUGCAGCAGGGCUUUCAAGGGUGCUACCGCUGCGCGGGCAGGCUAAAUGGAGAGGAGGUCAAGUCGGGGGAAUACGAACUGGACAUUCGUCUUGCUCCAGACUCGGUGCCGGUGGUUGAGCUGCGGAGCCCGGAGAGGCUACUGCUCACCCAGGGCCAGAGCCUCACGCUCAGCUGCAGCACCAGCAACAUCAACAGCGACAUCAACGUGCGCUGGACAUGGCCCCCUGCCGCGCGGCCCUCGGAGCACCCGUCCUCACGCAUCCUGACGGAGCCCGUCAUCACCCAUGUGCGUGGCAGGACGCUGCACAUUGGCUCCGUGGUGCCGGCCGACUCCGGCAGCUACCGGUGCGAGGCCAAGAACGAAAAGGGCACCAGCGCGAAGAGUGUAUGGCUGGACGUCUACGGCAAAGGCUUCAUCAGAGUGAACGGGACCAGCAACAGGACGGUGCGCGUGCGGGUCGGCGAGAACCUGUCUCUGAGGACCGAGAUAGAGGCCUACCCCAGACCCCACCGCAUCACCUGGAGGUACAUGGGCCAGGAGCUGUGGAACACCUCUGAUCACAUCAUCGUCACACUCAGCCAAGGACACAGGUACCGUAGCGAGCUGAAGCUGGUGAGGAUGAAGGUGUACGAGAGCGGCGUGUACUCCUUCGAGGCCUCCAACGGCGACGCAUCAGUCAACGAGACGUUCACCGUCCACGUUAUCAGCAAGCCAGAGAUCGUGUCUCAUGAGGGACCAGUGGACGGACAGGUGCGCUGCGUUGCAGAGGGAUACCCCGCUCCUCUGAUCACUUGGUAUUACUGUGACCAGCCUCACGCCAGGUGCUCACAGCUGCUUAACGCCACGCAGGAGGAGGAGGACAUCGUCACGGUGACGCUGUCCAACCCGGCGUUCGGCAUCCGCGAGGUGGAGAGCCGCCUGAACAUCAGCAAGAGCAACUUCCCCACGCUGGAGUGUGUGGCCACCGUGGAGGGCGAGCAGGUCUACACACUCUUCUCCAUCAGCGAGCGUAUUGUUACCCACGAUCUCUUCACCCCUCUGCUGAUAGGCCUGGUGUCCUCUGCAGCUUUCCUCAGCUUCAUCUUAGUCGUGCUCUUCUACAAGUACAUGCAGAAACCCAAAUACCAAAUCCAGUGGAAAGUCAUCGAAGGCAUCCACGGCAACAACUACGUCUACAUUGACCCCACACAGCUACCGUAUGACAACCAGUGGGAGUUUCCUCGGGACAAACUACGCUUUGGGAAGACGCUGGGAUCGGGGGCUUUCGGGAGAGUGGUGGAGGCCACGGCCCACGGCAUGUCCAAAGCCGACUCGGUGAUGAAGGUGGCUGUGAAAAUGCUGAAACCGAGUGCCCAUGCCACAGAGAAGGAGGCCCUCAUCUCCGAGCUGAAGGUCCUCAGCUACCUGGGCAACCAUAUCAACAUUGUCAAUCUCCUCGGCGCCUGCACCGUAGGGGGUCCCACCCUUGUGAUCACGGAGUACUGUUGCUUCGGCGACCUCUUGAACUUUCUGAGGAAGAAAAGAGACUCGUUCUUCUGGUCCAAGGAAGAGGAGGACACUCACUACAGAAAUGUCCCAAUGCAGACUAACGGUUCCAGGGAGCCCAACAACAGCUACGUGGUCAUGAAGCCUGCAGUGACUCGUCCUCUCGCACCCGCACCCACUCACCCCUCAGGGAAGAGACGAUCACUACGCAGAGGUACCUCUGCUAAUGAGUCUGACCUGCUGAAUGAGCCGACGCAGGAUGACGCCCUCCCUCUGGACACUGAGGACCUGCUCAGCUUCUCAUACCAAGUGGCCAAGGGCAUGGACUUCCUGGCCUCCAAAAAUUGUAUCCACAGGGACCUCGCGGCCAGAAAUAUCCUCUUAACUGAAGGCAGAGUGGCCAAGAUCUGUGACUUCGGACUUGCCCGUGACAUCACAACUGACUCCAACUAUGUUGUCAAGGGAAACGCCCGUCUGCCCGUGAAGUGGAUGUCUCCAGAAAGCAUCUUUGAUUGUGUUUACACGUUCGAGAGCGAUGUUUGGUCGUAUGGCAUCCUGCUGUGGGAAAUCUUCUCUUUGGGCAGCAGCCCAUACCCUGGGAUGCCUGUGGAUGCCAAGUUCUACAAAAUGAUCAAGGAAGGGUACAGAAUGGAUGCACCUGAUUUUGCACCCAGCGAAAUGUACCUGGUGAUGUGCUCGUGCUGGGACACAGACCCUUACAGGAGGCCUUCGUUCAGGAAACUGGUGGAGAAGGUGGAGUUGCAGCUCUCGGACGCUACCAAACAUAUUUAUCUGAACUUCAAUUCACGGUUUCCUGCCACCAAUGUUGCCCGCGAAAACCAGCUCCCUCCGAACGCCGUCACCCAGAGACAGAGCUCCACGGGGGGCCACCACAGCCCCCCCUCCCAGCCUUUGCUCCACGCCCAGGAGGCCGGGGGGACACGACCACGUCAGGUGUAGGCACCACCAAAACCCCAACUCUGACAUUUUAUCCACCAGGCCACCUCAGGCCAGUGCCUAAGCAGGACCCUACCCCAGCACCCAACACCACGCUCCGGCUUCAAGCCACUGACGUCGCCCCCUGAGAC